GUGGCAAACUCCAAAUAUCUUUCAUUCAUUCAUCGUCAUAUUUUUCUUGUAUAUUGGGUUGUUUUUGUGUCGCUAAUCUCAAUUAAACAUAAUUGGAGUAGCAAUUAUGUCCCAGUCUAACAGCAGUUACUGAAUUCGCUGGAAACAACUGUACAUAGCUAUGUGAAAACGUAAACUUUAAUCGGGCCGACCUUGCAUAAAUGAACAUACGUAUUUUGGUUGGCAUGUGAAACAAAAAGUGAAUUCUUGUGUUUAUCGACAGCUCGGAAUGGUUAACUGUUAGUGUUAUAAGUUAUAGACCUUGAUGGAUAUCGCGAAGGACUAAUUCGUCAGUAUUAUGUAUACAUUUGCGUGUGGUAAAGACCACCUGGAGAUCAGGCUUGUGUCAGAAGUAUGUUCACGACGACAGGGAUGGUAGCAGCACCGCAGCAGGCGACGGGACAGGUGGCGCAGAAUGGGAGCACGACGUUGCCUCGCUCGCAUCAUCAGAGAACAGGGAGGCCGCCGGCAGCACCCAAGUCUUAUGACUAUCUUCUAAAAGUGCUCCUGGUGGGGGACUCUGAUGUGGGCAAGCAGGAAAUACUACAAGACCUAGAGGAUGGCUCUGCAGAUUCUCCGUUUUGUAGUGGCAGUGCAUACAAAACAACAACGAUCCUCCUUGAUGGCAAGCGGGUGAAGCUACAGCUAUGGGACACGUCGGGACAGGGCCGGUUCUGCACGAUCAUCCGGUCCUACUCCCGCGGCGCGCAGGGCAUCCUGCUCGUGUACGACAUCACCAACAAGUGGUCCUUCGACAGUAUUGACCGGUGGCUGGAGGAAGUGGAGAGGCACGCACCCGGCGUGCCUAAAGUGCUAGUCGGCAACCGCCUGCAUCUGGCGUUCAAGCGGCAAGUCCAAGAGCGUGACGCCGAGAUGUACGCCGCCAAGAACCACAUGGCGUUCUUCGAAGUGAGCCCGCUGUGCGACUUCAAUAUUCGAGAGAGCUUCUGCGAGCUGUCGCGGAUGGCGCUGCACAGGAACGGUAUGGAGCGGCUCUGGAGGAGCAAUAAAGUACUAAGCCUCCAGGAGCUGUGCUGCCGCGCCAUCGUGGCGCGCACGUCGGUGUACGGGCUGGAGCGGCUGCCGCUGCCCACGGCGCUCAAGUCCCACCUCAAGUCCUACGCCAUCUCGGCCGCGCCCAGCCGCCUGCGCGCCCGCGCCUCCAAACACAACCACCAGCGGCUCAACUGCACCGGCAGGAACUCGUGCUCCAUCGUCUGAGGGUCACUAUUAGGUGUAUCGGCAGCUCCGGUUUACCCCCGAUCUCUUAGCGACCUGGCGGCCUAGCCAAGGUGACAAUCGCUUGCGCUGGUAUCGUCUUGGGUCGUCCCAUUAGUUUUUCGUCAAGUUCUUAAAUUAGUCCUAUUCUGCUUUCGUCACUCAUUCUAUAUUCGUCACAAUCGUCGGUGGCUUUCAAUGUAGAAUGAAUGACGAAAGCAGAAUAGGACUAAUUUAAGAACUUGACGAAAAACGAAUGGGACGACCCAAGACGAUACCCUUGCGCUUCGCUAUCGAAUCGCUUUGUGUAUCACUGUCACUCCUCAAUAUUAGUGUUACAGUGACAGUUACGUUUUGUUCGCUACGGAGCGUUAGCGAUUGGCAUGUUUUCUAAGGGGCCUGACCCCCGUUUCACAGCUGGCAAUUCCCUGUACAUUGCUGGUUUAACAAGUAAAUAUGUAUUGGAGUUACGUACUAACCCAGAAAUGUACAGAAAAUUGUGUCAAUUGUAUUUUUUGUCUAUGCAGCAAAGCCAGAUCAUAAAGAUAAGUCAUUAUAAAGUUCUAAAAGUAAAACUGUAUUCAACUUGGCAUACAUAAACAUUAAACAGCCACAUUGACUAUGCUUGGAAUACCAAGCACUCUAUAAACAACAUCUAGUAAAACUGUUUUUUUUCUUAUUGUUUUGUAUUUACGAAUGCAGUGCAUUAUUGCGUUAUCUUGAAUAGACAUUUAUCUUGUUUGUCUUAGUUCAACAAUCUCCAAAUAGCAUAACCAUCUUUGGACUGCAUUAAAUUAAGUACCUACAAGAUUCUGUAAUUAUUGAAUCCUUGCAUUGUUGAUGAAAUAAAAAGAUCGUAACUUAAUGUUAUUUUGUAAUAUGCAUGCAAAAUAACCUCCUUGUAGUCGGUCGAAAGUUGGUCUGUGGGUUGUUAUUUUGUAACAAAGUUGUAUUUAAAGCCAUUUGUUAUAUUACAUUUGACUGUUUUCUUCCAAGUGGCAUUCAUUAAUGACAUUCAUUUAUUGGUACCAAGAGGUCGGGGUUUUAGCUUUAGUUGAAGGAAAUAUAAAAAAAACACUAUAAUAAUUAUUGUUAAUCUCAGUGUGAAGCCACGAUUAGGACACAUUUUUCCUGUAGCCCUCAUAGGAACGAUGGAAAUGCUCGUCAAAAAUAUCAAUAUUUUUAAAUAAAAAUUUCCUAACUGCCAACAAUUUAAUAUUAAAUGUUUAUUAAUAACGUAAAUGUACACAUCACAGUAAUUAUCGCUCCGAAUGUAUUUGAUAGUAUUAACGCCCUUCAUUAGAAUAGUCGAUGAUCCUAACACAAAAUACAGGCUGUACUGACAACGGAUUUGUGACUAGUUUUAGAAUAGAUUAAGGUAUUGUUACUUAAAAGGUCAUUAUGUGAAUAUAGGUAACGUUUAUUAUAGAUAUAUGUGAAUAUAUUGUACGGCAACUGUUCUGAUACCUCCCGCGGCAUGGACUCGCGUCUCUUAGACUUACGAUAGUUCAGAUGAAGCUAUGUUGGAUCCAGUGCCAUCAAUUGUCCAUUUCAAUUACAUUUUCACAAAUAACUAAGCUAUGACAAAAAUAUACCGACUAACAUUACCAAUAUCAUAGUUGACAACGACAAGGAGAGUGUCUGUAAUGUUUUCUACCCGAUUAACGAAGAAGGGAGAGUAAUGGCUUAUUUGUUUCACUACGCUCGUGCAUAGUCCGUUACACUGUUCUCACGUCAUUGCGUAACAUUUUCAUAACCGUUCGGCAAUAAGAUUAAUCAACGCUAUGUAUCCAGCUCAGGUUUUUGCUCAUGCUUAGACACAGGUACGCAUGCAUAUACUAGAGCAUACUAUAAUGCAUUCAUACCUUUCAUAAGUUUUACAACCGUACACAACACAGUGCCACAGUAAACAAAGUCUCAUUUCGAUAUAACGGGGUUAUUUCGACUUUAGAGGUUCCUGCCAGUUUAGACAUGUAUUAGUUUCAAUAGCAUCCCACUGAACUUCUGCAAGCCCAUUAUCGAUUGAGUAAUUAAAUAACUAAAUAAUAAUAAAGUUUAAAACAUAAAAAAAUACUAACUAUUUUGGCUCAGCGAUCCAAAGAGAAUCUUGGCCUCCGAAACGAGAGCGUACGACCUGAGGGGCUGCCGCGAAAACCGAAAUUCGUAAAUUGCGGGGAUCUUUAUCUUUUACUCCAAUGAAAGCGUAAAGAGUGACAGAGAAAAAUGCCCGCAAUUUGCGAACCUCGAUGUUCGCGGUUAUAUGCCUGUGGUGUAACUACAUAUAAAUAUUGAAAACGAUUCAAUUGUUCUUUUGAAAUAAAGUAGCUGCACAAUUUCAAUAAGUUUUCAAAAAUGUCAGUGACACAUAAUAUAAAUCCUUAAAAUUACUACACUGCUUGUUGAAAUAAUCCCGUUUCCCUACAGAUAUCGUAAUUGCUAGCUUGCAUUCAUUUAUUAUACAUAUGUAUGCUAUAUUUUCCUAAAUGAAAAAAAGAACGUAAAUUCCAACCACUAGAGUACAACGUCCUUAUUUUUAUAACCAUAUUGUGUAUCGCCGUGGGCUAUCCUUAUAAUUGAAGUCACUUAUUGUCCACUAUUAAUAAGUAGAUUAAGGUCACAUAUUAUGUAAACACUUGUAAAUACUUAACAAUUUGAGGAAUUCAUCGUAGCUAUACCAAAAGUUCAAUCUAAAUUCCAACAACAUAUGUCGGAUAUUUUCAGAUAACUUGUUUACCAUAUUAGGGUCUUAUUAUUUAGGAGGUUAAUCAAUUUGUCGCAUAAUGAAUUAUAUUGCUGUACAUUAUCUAGAAAGCUUGUUUCCAAAAUGUUUCAAUCCUGGUAUUGGUAACAAAAAUGCAUGAAAGAUGAUUAACAGACCACUAUAAAACAAUUCCUGUAUAUUUGUGUCUAUUAUUUUAUACUAAAGAAACUAAGGAAAAUAUUUAGUUUUUUAACAUCGUGUAAAAUACUUUGUGAAGCCUAUAUCUUUCUAUUGGUAUUUUGGGAUCUUCAUAUUUUGGAAAUAAGCUAAAAUAUGGUUGUGUAUGUUUUAGUAUGUGACAGUGAAUAGUUUUUGCAUUUAAAUGUUUAAUAAUCGAGCACAGCACAUAGUCACGACCACGAACCUACUAAUCAGUUGGAAGUGUGUCAAUCAAUACAUUUGGUUCUCCGUCCCUAUAAAACCGAACCAUUCUUUAAUUACUGAGUGUAACAUUUGACCUAAAUUCACCUUGUGGUAUUGACACUUACCCGACAAAGAAUUUACGACGAUAAAAAGUAAUAAUUAAAUUCGACAUUUUUAAAUUAUCAUGCAAAAUAUCGGGAAACUAUCGGGUCGAUACCUUAGUUGGUUGGCCUAAAGUGUCAUUCUAUGGAACUUGCUAACUAUGUAAACAAAAGUCACUAGUAAAUUCAUCAUUCAGAUUUCAAUAUGGCGGCGGUUUGUUUACAUAGUUAGCAAGUUCUAUAGAAUGACACUUUAACUUAGCACAGGAGCGCCGCGGCAGUAUCUCGCCAGCGAGAUGUCUGUGUCUUUUUCUAAUUGUAUGUAUUAACUAGAGGACGGGUAAUCUUUCUCGCGAACGACAGGCUAUCGCGAUAGUCCUGUGCUAAACCGGCUGGUCGCUUAUCUCGCAUCGCAUCACGCAUCCAUCUUUCUCUCAGAUUGUGUCAUUUGAACAGACGUGGUUGGUCAGUUUGUGGCUCGCUCUGCUCUGAAGCUCUGCUUACAAGCCCCAAUAAUACAUUUCUAAAUUAUUGUAACUACUUCAUACUUGUUGCAUGACAAUCUCGCUACUGAAAGUUGACCCAAGUGCAGUCAGCAAACGAAUACAGUUUGAACCCCUUAGGAAAUAGGGGUUUAAUACGUAAAAUAAUUAUUCAGCAAAAAGUAACCCUCCAAUAGAAAAUUUAUGUUGAAAAUAAUGAAAACGAAGAAUAAAAUGUGAUUAUGUACUUGUAAAUUAGACCUACUUUGGCCAACUUUCGGUAUAUUUUCAAGUUGUAACACGUCCAAACGACGAAUUUGUAAAUUAUUUUACUAAAUUAUAAAUGUUGACGAAAAUAACUAACUUUUGUAAAUAUUGUUUCGACAUUAUAUUAUGAGUUAUUUUCAUUUUUCACUUGUGAUUGAUUUAGUUGAUAAACUUAAUCCAAAUACAUACACUAAUGCCAGCUAAAAGUUUGGGUUAGAUUGAUGCAGUCAUUAUCACUACUAUUGUAAGUUGUGAAAUAAAUUUAAUUUAUAAUAAUUA
This is a messenger RNA of Cydia fagiglandana, 5510 nucleotides long. RefSeq names its product ras-related protein Rab-40C (gene Rab40). The transcript has 5 exons. The record is from RefSeq and is a predicted model, not a curated record. Gene Ontology annotation, molecular function: GTPase activity; GTP binding. Gene Ontology annotation, cellular component: synaptic vesicle; endosome; plasma membrane. The coding region runs from base 394 to 1260 and encodes 288 amino acids. Lineage: Eukaryota; Metazoa; Arthropoda; Insecta; Lepidoptera; Tortricidae. Gene Ontology annotation, biological process: intracellular signal transduction; protein localization to plasma membrane.